GUGUGUCAAUUAAAUUAAGCUCACCAUUCGCACAUACACCACGUUAAUUUAUCUAUUGAUUUACGCUGUACACAUUUAUAACAGUAGCUCGUUUCUGUGUACAAGUUUCAUUCUAGGUUCAGUGAUUUAUUGCCUGGUCGUUUCAGAUGACAGGUUGCCCAAAAAUGUGCAUUUCGACUCAUGUAACGGGCACCUUUGAUAAUUUCCAAUGUCAGCACCGCCUAUGCCUAUGAAAAGCGGGCCACCUCCUGGAGUUUUUGGUCCACCACAGAAUGUUCCAAUGUCUAAUUACCAACCACAAGCUAGUGUACCAAGUGGGAUGACUUCAAUGCCUCCUACCCAGUUGCAGCAUCCACAACAGCAGCAUCCACAAUCACAUGGUCAACUGCCUCCACUCUCAAAUAGUUAUAAUGGUUUUAGUAGCCCUCCAUCUAUAGGUCAUUCUCAAGCUAUGAACACAGUUAGAAGUGGGCCUCCCAGAAUGUCAUCAGGGCAAUCAUAUAAUUAUGCUUCAUCCCAAAAUGUAGGUUCACUUGGUCAAUAUGGUCCAUCAGAUAGUGGGCCUCGAAUGUUAGUUCCUUCUUCUGUGAGUGCUCCUCAUCCCCCUAUGUCUUCACAGCCUUUUGUUAAUGGCCCCAGCAGUAUGGAACCUAAUUCCAUUGCCCAGUAUCCUAAAAAUUCCAUGGGCCCCCCACAGAAUAUUGUACCCUUUUCUAGUGAGUCCAAACCUACUUACCCUGCAGCCGGUCAUCCUUCAACAACAGGAUCUAUGAGGCCUCCAUUACCAUCUCAACCAUUACAAAAUCAGCAACAGCAUCAGCAAAUACCUGGUUAUAAUAUGGGACCUGUAAAUCCAAACACCAGCAGUGCUAUUGGGAGUAUGCCACCUAUGACUAGAACUCCAAGACCACCACUCCCCACAAGUAACAUGGGUGGAAUUGGACCCCCACCCACAAGUUCAAGACCUCCUCUUCUUUCACAUGCUACUCCUCCUGUACCAGAUGCUCAGUACAAUAAUAGUCCAAAUCCACCUGCAGUUUCUGGACAGAUUCCAGGAAGUCAUAUGCAAGGGGGUGCCAGACCACCCAGCAUCACCACGACUUUGGCUCCAGAGGAGUUACCUGCUCCUUACCAUGGACAAGCCCAGUAUUCACACCAAAUCACAAAUUAUUUGUCGACUACCAGCAAUUCAGGCCCACCUUCACAGAAAUCUUCACGAGCGCCAUCUCCAAUUGCUAGUCAGUCAUAUGAUGCACUAGAAGGGCAAUUUACUCCAUCAAGUGGUCAUCCAAUGUCCAUGCCACCCCAGCCUUCUCAAACAGGUGCACCACCGACAACAGGACGAAUAACUGGAAAGCGUCAGUAUCCUCAAAUGCCUUCUCAGAUGCAAUCUCCAGCUCACCCAGCAAGCAUGUCAACUUCAGGAAUGCCUCCAGUUUAUUCAGGAAGUCCAAUGCAUGCGCCACAACAGUUGCAACAACCCCCACAACAGAUGCAGCAACCUCCACAACAGAUGCAGCAACCUCCACAACAAUUGCAACAGUCAAUACAUCCUCAACAACCACAACAAUAUCAACCCCAGCAACAACAACAAAGUUCUCAAUAUUCUACAAGUGGAGGAAUGGCUGGUAUUACUGGAGGAAUGAGCAAUCUUAGUACAAAGGACACUAUUAGUGAUGUCGUUGAUUUGAUACAGCAACGAAAACUCAUCGGCCCAGAAGGAGUUGAGACACCUAUUAACUGUUUACCAUAUGAAUUUAGUAAAACAAAUGCAAGUCCAGAAAUAUUCCGUUGUACGUUAAAUGCUGUACCCCAGACUUCAGCGUUAUUGACCAAAUCUCGAUUACCAUUAGGAGUAAUUAUCCAUCCAUUUAAAGAUCUUACGCAGCUGCCUGUGAUAACAUCCACUGUGAUUGUACGUUGUCGUUCCUGUCGCACAUACAUCAAUCCUUUUAUAAGUUUUGUGGAUCGUACUCGAUGGAAGUGCAACCUGUGUUAUAGAAUCAAUGACUUACCAGAAGAAUUUUCUUUUGAUCCCGUAUCAAGAACAUAUGGAGAUCCACAACGCAGACCUGAAGUGAGAUCUUCUACAAUUGAGUUCAUUGCACCUUCUGAAUACAUGUUGCGACCUCCUCAGCCAGCUGUGUACCUCUUUGUUUUGGAUGUAACAUAUAAUGCAAUAGAAACUGGUUAUCUUACAGUUGUAUGUAAAACCUUACUGGCAGAACUAGAAAAAUUACCUGGUGAUUCACGUACACAGAUAGGUUUUAUAGCUUUUGAUAGAGCAAUCCAUUUUUUCAAUUUAGCUGAAGGUCUGUCUCAGCCUCAAAUGCUGACUGUCUCUGACAUAGAUGAUAUUUUCCUUCCAUUACCUGACAGUUUGCUAGUGAAUUUACAUGAAAGCCAUGACCUUGUGCAAGACCUGUUGCAACAACUUCCUCAGCUUUUUGCAAACAACAUGGAAACCGGAAAUGCACUAGGAGCCACUUUAGAAGCUUCAUAUAAACUUCUUAGUCCAACUGGAGGAAGAAUAACUGUGUUUCAAACAUGCUUGCCUUCAGCAGGACCUGGAGCACUUCAAGUUAGAGAAGACAUUUCUAAAUCAAACAAGAAUAUUCCAAAUCUUGGCCCAGCAACAGAUUUUUACAAAAAGCUUGCCUUGGACUGUUCUGCUCAACAAGUUGCUAUUGAUUUAUUCAUGUUAAAUACUCAGUAUGCUGACAUUGCCACUGUUGCCUGUGCAUCCAAAUAUUCAGGUGGCUGUGUGUACCAUUACCCAUCAUUCCAUACUGUCAGGAGUCCUCCUAUGACUGAUAAAUUUGAGUCUGAUUUUGCACGUUACCUUUACCGUAAAAUAGGCUUUGAGGCUGUGAUGAGAAUCCGUUGCACUAGAGGUCUCAGUAUCCAUACUUUCCAUGGAAACUUCUUCGUUCGCUCAACAGAUCUUCUUUCACUGCCAAAUAUCAAUCCUGAUGCUGGGUUUGGAAUGCAGAUGUCCAUUGAGGAAUCCUUAAAUGAAAGCAAUACUGCUUGUUUUCAAGCUGCCCUUUUAUAUACAUCAAGUAAAGGGGAACGACGGAUAAGAGUUCAUACGCUGUGUUUGCCAGUAACUACUGAACUGAGUGCAGUCCAUGCAGGAGCUGACCAGCAAGCCAUUGCAGCUCUUCUUGCCAAGAUGGGUGAGUUUUGUAUUUUCCAUUUCCAGAUCUAUAUGAUAUCAAAUCAGCAAGAAAAUAUGUAAGUUGAGACCAUUUAG
This is a messenger RNA of Octopus sinensis (East Asian common octopus), 3256 nucleotides long. Its product is annotated as protein transport protein Sec24B. Lineage: Eukaryota; Metazoa; Mollusca; Cephalopoda; Octopoda; Octopodidae. Gene Ontology annotation, molecular function: zinc ion binding; SNARE binding. Gene Ontology annotation, cellular component: COPII vesicle coat; endoplasmic reticulum exit site. The record is from RefSeq and is a predicted model, not a curated record. The transcript is spliced from 17 exons. Bases 209 to 3241 code for a protein of 1010 amino acids. Gene Ontology annotation, biological process: intracellular protein transport; endoplasmic reticulum to Golgi vesicle-mediated transport; COPII-coated vesicle cargo loading.